GAUUGGGCCGUCUUUGCCUCCAUUCUCCUCUCUUUCCGGCUCCACGCGCUCGGCUCAGAGCGGCGCCCCUCGGGUCAAAGGUCAAGUUUUGCCCGCCAUCUUAUCCGAAUUAGUGCACACCAACAAGCUUUUCGCGCAGCGCAGCUAAUGUUGCAAGUGAUAUCCUCCACAUAAAGACUCGUGGCUGAAAAUAUUGAGAGCAGAGAACCCCUGCAGUGAUAUUUGCAGGAGUAUGUCACUGGCCGUACCCGUCGGUGUGGGACCUCAGUCGCGGAGGGCCGUGGCCAGCCUGGGGCGAGCCGAGCUGGAGGACAGACACAUGAGUCUUCUGGAAGAGAAUCACCUGCUAAAGAAACACACUCGGUCUCAAGAAGAGAAGAUGAAGAAGAUGGCCACAAAGCUCCUGAGACUGGCAGCAGACGAGAAAAGAGAGGCCAAAAAAGACGGACAACCACCUUCUGUGGUACAGGUCAAGGAGCUGGAGGGAGAGAUACAUGAACUGACGGCCAAAAUCAGAGACGUCGAAAGAACCAACACUUCUCUACACAACAAGAUUGCAGUACUGCGGCAGCAGUGUGACAGCAAGGGCAAGAGACGGACUCCUUACGAUCACGUGCAGUCCAGGAUCAGCUCCGGCGUUGGGAGGCGAACUCCAAGCAGGGGCUCCUUACAAUCAUCACCUACCACUCCUAGGUAUGGUCGGAGUCUGUUGGAGGAGGCCCGGAGAGACAACCAGGAGCUUGAAGACCUAGUGUUAAGACUGAAACAGGAUAUCUCGGUUCUCACCGCAGAGAGUGAGAAGAACCAGGAACAACUGAGGCUCCAGGCAGCAGAGCACGAGGAGCAGAGACUGAGUCUAGAACAGCAGCUGCAGACACUCUCCGCCUCCCAACACAAGAGGGGUAUUGAGGAGGAUGUGGAGGUGAUCAGAGUGCAGAGAGAAACGAGACAGAAAUCUGACAGACUCCUCGUCCUAGAGUCCCAGUAUUCAGCUAUGGAGAGGAACCUUGAAGGCACGAGGAGCAAUCAGAGAAAGCUUCUGCAGGAAAUAGAGCAGCUAAACAACAGAUUGAAAGAGGAGCAGAGCAGGAGUGUUGGGCUACAUACUCGACUCAACUCCCACUCGGUGGUCCAGGGCAGAGUGGCAGAGCUGGAGCAGAUAGUCACUGACCUGCAGGCAGAGAGGGAGAUCCUAAAGAACACAAACGACAGACUAAUGAAGAGUGCUUUUGCGGAGGACAGAGGGUCAGAGUACAGAGGUCAAGUGAGAGCCUUGCAAGAGAGGAUCCGAGAGUUGGAGAGGGAGCAGGUGGAGUACCUCACAACGACGUCCAAUGCUCACACUUCAGUCCACCACACCCUCUCCGGCGGAAGAGAGGUGAGUGAGCAGAUUGAGCAAGAGGUGAGGGAAGGGAGUGGUGCCUACACUCACAUUCAGACCCAGCAUCAACAGCUCAAGGACAAGCUGCUGAAUGAGUCUCCAAGACUGGCACACAGUGGUGGAGGGUUCCGGACUGCCAGGGAUGGUGGUGUGCUGAACACAGGCCCCUCCCACACCUCAAGCGACACUGCCUUAGAUCAUCUAGUGGACCAUCAACAUGGCAAAACUGACAUUCGUCGGGAGCUGUUUGAGCUGCGGCUGUCCACAGAGGAGACGGCAGCCGACCUUGAGAAGACGCGACACCUCCUGGCUGCCCAGCGAGCCGUCAACCAAGACUAUCAGAAAGAGAUAAGUGCUCUCAGGGAGCAAAUGUAUAGGCUCCAGACACACCAUUUGCCACAGGGAGUCUCAGAUCCACACCCAGAGCACCACAACACAAUAAAUGCCGCAUUCAGCUCUCGAGCGGACCAUGUUGAAACCAGGGAGAGAGCACAGCAGAUGAGAGAGAGAGCCUGGAAUGAAGACAGACAUCCUCAGAGAACAAAAACGGGUGUAGCUAAUGGGGAAGGCAGGAGGGAAGGGAGGAAGGAGGGAUCCAAGGGGACAGUUGGGAAGCAAACGCACCCCAAACUGAGCGAGUCCACCACCCCAAGUGUUUCAUCUACGGCAGCAAGCGAACGUGGUGAUCCAAACUUCACCGAACCUACCAGACCUCAUCACCGUCCUACUGGCAACGAAGAACUCGAUCCCGACAGACGUGUUCUAGAACAAUCCGCAGCAGGGAGAGGGUCUACUGUUGGUGAUGGUGGAAAGACGGAGCCACCAGCUCAGCUGACAUCUCCGCCAAGACUACAGGAGCCAGCAAAUGGGGAUGGAUCCGCGAGCAGACAGAAUCCCUUGGUCCAUGAAACAAGAGAAGGCAGCGGCGAUGGCAGAGUGCUUUCAGAGAGAGAAGUAGUUAGCGAGGAAGAGGAGGAAGAGACGAAAGAAGAUGUGUCUGUCAGUUCAUUGAAUCACUCAUCCUCAGAGUUGGGCACACCCUCAACCUCUACCCCUCUGCGACCUCCCCUCCCUCCCCCUCCAUCUGGUGGGAGGACACAGGGCACACUUCCCCCUCCUCUCCUCCCUCCCUUCUCCUCCUCCAUCUCGGUGAUCGCAGCAGAGGCUCCGGUGUCCACCACCGAGGAUCCAUCGCAAUGGGAGACGGGGGGAGGUGGUGGGUUUGUGAUGAUGGGAGGUGGGGAGGCAGGUGAUGGUGACAGUGUGAGUGUGACUGUGACUGAGUUGAGCGAGGAAGACGAUGAAGACACCAUGUUUGAAGAAACUCUUCCCACAGAGAGUACAGUGAGUGGCAGAACACUAGCCACACCCACCACACCCACCCAGCCGAGCGUGAGACUGAUCGGCGAGGAAGACGAAGAGGAGUCGCCCCUCGUUUCCCCCUCCCUGACGAGCGGCGUGUCUCCCUCGGUCACCAGUCUGGAGGAGGAAGAAGAGGAGGGUCUCCUCGCUACCCCCAGACCAUCUCACCAGGAGCUACCCACUGUACCACAAGUGAGGAUAACAACACACACAUAGUCUGCUCUGUAAUACGAUGCAUACCUGCAACAUACUGUCGUAAUCCCAGUGCUAUAUACCACAUAAUAAUGAAUUAUGAAGGACUUUUGGGGUUAUAUGUACUAAUGUAUCCAGGUGAGAGAGGACGUUGAUGUGAUGAGUGUCUGUAUAGAGCGACUGAGUCUGGAGCCAGCCUUCUCCCUAACAGCAAGGGUGGCGGACAUUUCCGGCUACUUUGUGGAGUUCCAGCUCCUUGACUGCGACUAUGGAGACCUGGAGACCCCCUCUGUGCCAGUCUCACCUCACUCCUCGCAACCCGUGCUCUUCAACUUCAAGAAAGAGUUCCACUUGGGGCCGUCACAGAAGGCACUGCUUACAUCGGCUCUGAGCUCAUCUACUGACAAUCCCGAUAGGAAGGUGCUGUUCACAGUGGUAAGUGACCCGGUCGACCAGGAGAGAGAAUGUGAGGAGGUUGGAACUGCAGAACUCGACCUAUCCUUCAUACACCAGACUGGGAACGACAUCGUGAACCAACAGCUUCAAGUGUUGAGUUGUAACGAAGACGCUGAGCUAUUGGGACUCCUAACUGUCUCUGUGUCUGCAGCUCACAUUCUUAGAAAUCUCUAGCCACUGCACUCAGCAGACUCAAUCACACUCUGCCACUCUCUUCUGCUAGCAACACACACGCACACACACACACACACACACACUCUUCACACGUUUCAUUGGAUAAACUGGUUGAAUCUAGUUAUAAAACAAAGUACCAAUGUAUUCUUGU
Geodia barretti is the source of this 3716-nucleotide messenger RNA. Lineage: Eukaryota; Metazoa; Porifera; Demospongiae; Tetractinellida; Geodiidae. The record is from the annotation of a GenBank genome assembly.